Molecule: messenger RNA, 654 nt
Organism: Triticum aestivum (bread wheat)
Lineage: Eukaryota; Viridiplantae; Streptophyta; Magnoliopsida; Poales; Poaceae
Source: RefSeq, a predicted model, not a curated record
AACCGCCACUGCAAAACUGCCAGAACGUCCGCAGCGCCGAUGGCGUGUUGGCGGAAGAAGGUCGUGUUCCGGGCGCGCCGUGCGUGGGCCGCCGUCUCCGGCCGCCUCCUCCGCGGCAGCAAGUCCGGCAGCGGCGGGAUACUGAAGCUCCACGAGGACGUGCAGACCUGCGGGUACCAGGACGUGCAGGUCAUGUUCGACAUGCUCACCUCUGAGCUGGAGGCGGCGCACGCCCGCAACCGCAAGCAGCCUCCAUCGCCCCUGCCGGCGGCAUGGUCCAGCCGCUUGUCGUUGUCCUCCUCCGCCUGACCGAGGACAGCACAGUAGAGAAGAAGACCAUUCGUUGCAGUGCAUGGCACUCAGGAAGAACGUCACCAUGUUAGUUUUACAAGUUACUGCCUGUGCAUCAGGCGUCGAUCCCCCUGCUCUUCUUCUACCCGGCCAAAGAGCGAAAGACCGCCCUGUUGAUGGUGUGUAAAUAGAGGCGGUGUCUGAAGUUUUUGCCGGCCGGGAGGAAGAGGGAGGCAAGAGGGGUUUCAUUUCUAUUGCUGUCAUUUUCUUGUCAGAUUUUGCGCGGUUUUCACAUGUUGUGCGUGCGUUUGGAAGAAAUCGAGACUUGUUUGUUCGCAUAAUGUCAUUUUCUUGUCAUUUUCA